AUGCCGCAAGGUACGGGAUCGAAACAGGAACGCACUGUGCACAUGAAAAUACCCUGCGGCGAAGGCAGCGGCGUGACGAGCGCGGACCGGGAAUACAUGCGCCUCGCCCUGGACCUGGCCUCGCGCGGGGUGGGCCAGACGCACCCCAACCCCGCGGUCGGCUGCGUGCUGGUGCGGGACUCGCCCGCCGGCCCCGCCGUCGCGCUGCUGGCCGCCGGGGUCAAGCGCGUGGUGGUGGGCGUGGGCGACUCCAACCCGCUGGUCGGCGGCGCGGGGGUGGCCGCGCUGCGCGCCGCAGGCGUGCAGGUGGCGGUGGGGUGUGAGGAGGCGGCCUGCACCCGAAUCAACGCCGACUUCUUCGCGCGCAUGGAGGCUGCACGAGGGGGGGCGACCUAG
Molecule: messenger RNA, 396 nt
Organism: Auxenochlorella protothecoides
Lineage: Eukaryota; Viridiplantae; Chlorophyta; Trebouxiophyceae; Chlorellales; Chlorellaceae
Product: Riboflavin biosynthesis protein RibD
Exons: 3
Coding region: 1-396 (131 amino acids)
Molecular function (GO): catalytic activity
Source: RefSeq, a predicted model, not a curated record